Messenger RNA from Sitodiplosis mosellana (orange wheat blossom midge), 6646 nucleotides. It is a transcript of the gene Remo, whose product is annotated as adhesion G protein-coupled receptor A3. The record is from RefSeq and is a predicted model, not a curated record. Lineage: Eukaryota; Metazoa; Arthropoda; Insecta; Diptera; Cecidomyiidae. Gene Ontology annotation, cellular component: plasma membrane. Gene Ontology annotation, biological process: cell surface receptor signaling pathway; G protein-coupled receptor signaling pathway. The transcript is spliced from 4 exons. Gene Ontology annotation, molecular function: protein binding; G protein-coupled receptor activity. The coding region runs from base 606 to 5780 and encodes 1724 amino acids.
GCGUGUAUGUGUUCGAUGAAUACAUCAAACAAUGACCGAAACUCGUAGAACAAGCAACCAACAGAACACCAUCCCAAAACCAUAAAAACAACAUUUUUUUUACUUCUCUAUCUCCUUUUUUUCGGUUCAUUUUUUCAAUUCUCGGAAAAUUUGUACAUCAACAGUUUAUUUCAUCAUUGUUUUGUGUGAAUUUUGUGGACUAAAGUGCGAGUGAAGUGGAAAUAGAGAAAAAAAAAGAACGAUGGGAAAAAUAAGCAAAUCGUCGUUUUGAUUAUUACGCCGAUUGAUUACAAUGUCGUGAUGCUGUUUGCAUCUGUUAUUUGGAUUAAAUGCAAUACACGGAACAACAUGGACAAUGUAGCAUCUUGAACAAUAACAAAUAUUUCCCAAAAUUAUUGUGCAUCAUUCUUUCAAAUCAAAUCAAUUUUGUUCGUUUACUUUGAAUUUGUGUAUAUCGGUGUCUAUUGAUUUUGGGUGUGUAUAUAGAUUUGUGCUUGCGCUGAUAUUACCGAUUGAUUUUUAUUACAAAGAAGUAGAAAAGACACACAAGGGAAGCUCAAUGUAAAUGCUGGGCUGUGCAGCGUUUGGUGUGCUAUCCGCUCAUAAUGCCCAACAAUUUUUUACUCAUUUUAUUGUUGGUCUGCGCCAGUUUGUGCUCUAUUUUUGCCGAAAAUAUCGAAAGUAAUCACAGUGAUUGCCCCGAAAAAUGCGUUUGCAGCCGAGUCGGCCAAAGUUUGUUGAAAGUGAAGUGCGGCGGUUCACCACAAAUUAAACUCACCAGCAUCAAAGAAAUCAAUUUUCAUCAUAUCAAAUAUGAUGUGGUGCAAUUGGAUUUGAGUAAGAACCAAAUAUCAACGAUCGAUGCGAUUGAUUUUGCUAAUUUCACGAAUCUAAGACGUUUGGAUUUGGGCGAAAAUUCAUUGCGAAUCGUCGACAACAACACUUUUGGCGAAAUCAAAUCAUUGGAGAAGCUCAAGCUAUCACUAAAUUUAAUCGUACACAUAUUCCAAGGUGCCUUCGAUGGUUUACCGCAACUGAAGCAAUUGAAUAUUUCGGGAAAUCCGUUAGCAUGCGAUUGCAAUUUGCUAUGGCUGAUUCCGUGGUCAUCGAAUAUGUCGGUGAAACUUCAACCGCCACCGAAAUGCGAAACUCCGGCUGCAUUUCGUGGUUUGUUGGUGAAAAAGUUGAAAGUUGGACAGGAUUUGCAUUGCGACACACAAGUGCAACCAUUGCUUGAAUUAAAACCCGACCAAGACCAGCUUGUGUUCGAAGGUGAUCGAUUAACAUUGCGAUGUCGUGCUCCACGCGUGGCUGUCGGUUCUCCAACGGAUUCCGAAGAUCUGCCAGCUCAAUCGCAUGUAUUUUGGGGUUGGUCAGAGCAAAUACUCGAGCCAAACUCCACCGAUGACAUCAUUUACCACGAUCCAUUGAAAAAGUUUCCAUCGAUUCAGAUCGAUGCCCGUCAUUUAUCAGACAGUGGUCUCUUAGAUUCAAUCCUAACGAUACCGUAUGUUACUCGAAAUCAUACCGGCACAUGGGAUUGUCGACUCCGAUCGGAUCAGGCGAGCUUAUCACGCAACAUAGCCGUUUUGAUUAUAUCCGAAAAAACCACAUAUUGUCCAGCUCAAGAGACAUCAAAUAACAAAGGAAAAUACUCGUGGCCCCGAACGAUUCGCGGCAGAGUCGUCAAACUGCCGUGCUUGGAUGAGGACGACGAAGAAACUGGUGCAAUUGCUACGUAUCGAUGCAGUAAUACCGGCGAAUGGACCGACUUAAAUACAAAUCAAUGUCCAUACAUCGACGAAAUGACCAAAGUCUUGGAGCAAUUUGCCAAAUUGAAUUUCUCGUUCGCACGAGGGAGCAUUUUAGAGAGUGCCAUACGCCUACGGAACUACACAAAUAUUGAAUCCGGAGUCAAUCCAUUCACCGAUCCAAUGGACAUCAUUUUCAUUGCAAAAACCAUUGUCAACUACUUGGAAUUUGUAACGUUUGAAAAGGAUUUAGCAACGAUACUUUUGGACAUCGUGUCGCAAACGAUGAAAUUAGGGCCGAUGUUGCUUCAAAAUGCCCAAAACAUGGAUUCAGCGUGUUCGAAAAUGGUUGAUGCUGCCGAAACGGCAGCAGAGUUUGUGCAACCGCCAGCACAAAAAGAGAAUUUAGCGAUGGAAGUGUUUCGCGUGCGAACCGAUAAUUUUGCUGGUAUCACGUGCUCAUGGUUCAAAACGGAGGACUCAUUUGAAAAGCAUGAGAAACGUCUCUUCCAGUGCAAUGCCGCCACGAAUGGUCAAGGUGUUGGAAUCUACGAACGUCAUGUUGAAGCGGCCAUUCAAAUUCCGGCCACGAUUUUCAACUCAGCCGUCGGUUUCAAUCCAGCCACGAUUUCUACGCAGAAAUUACUUGUGUCAGUAUUCGGAGAUAGUGGAUUUUUUCCGCAUAACAAAACAACAACGCCAUUCCAUGUGAAAUCGUGUGUGAUUGGUGCCAAAAUAUCGCAACGAAUUGAGAAUCUAACUGAACCGAUAUAUGUCAUGAUUCGACCGUAUCCAUAUCACAAUGAGAUAAGUGCACCGCGACCCGUUUGGUGGAAUCCAGAUUUGAAUGACGGCAAUGGUGGCUGGACGUUGGACGCUUGUCAAUCGCCGCAGCUUCAGCAUGGAUUGCUUGUGUUUACUUGCGAUCGCCUCGGAUACUAUGGUCUUCUUCAGCACACAAAAUUCCUAAAUGAUUUUGUGGACGAACGAGCAGGUGCUCGCUUUCGUUUGUCACCGCCUGCAUUCUACAUCGGCAGUUCAAUAUUGUUCAUUUGUACUUGGAUUAACAUUGCGACGUAUUUAGCGGCUGGGAAUGCGAUUCAAAUGGCCCGCCGCUCAAGACAUGCUCUCGUCAACACCUGGUUGUCAAUGUCAUUGCUCAGUUUCGUAUUUACCGUUGGCAUUUAUCAAACCGAAAACUAUAAAAUGUGCCAAGUGUUCGGCAUUGCCAUCCACUAUUUCAGUUUAUGUGUUUUACUGUGGAUGUGCGUGAGUGCAAGUGCUAUGUACAAGCGAAUUUCGAAGCUAUCACGAUCGGCCGAGCGAAAUUUAUCGAUUCCAUCCGAUGAAUCGCCCAAGGAGCGUGUAGGCAGUAAACCAAUUCUUGGUUUGUAUCUCGUUGGCUAUGGCAUUGCGAUGAUCAUUUGCGGCAUUAGCGGUGCGGUGAAUAUUCAAGAGUACGCCUCAUAUUCCUUCUGUUUCUUUGAUUCUCGUCCAUCAUUGGGCGCCAUUUAUGUGCCAGGCAUCAUUUUACUGCUAUUUUUAAUAAUCGCAUACUUUUCCAUCAAAUGCAACAUGUCAACCACGGACGAUGUUGGCCAUAUGUCAGAAGGAACCCAAGCAACUGAAAAUGUCGACUUGGACUUGCUCGAACCAAGUCUUUCGCAGCACAAUGCAACCGUCGAUCGAUACCAAAGUAUAAGUUUGAGUAUGCCCACAUCAAGCAUUCAAGAUGACUUGGAACACUCGAACAGUGCUCAGCUAAAGGCUCAUGUUAUUGUGUUGAUUUUGUACUUAAUCACAUGGAUUUCGGCUGCAAUUAGCAUCGCCAAUCCAUUCACUGAUCAAAUUAUAACGUACGAAGAAGAGAUUUUCAGUAUUGCUUUUGCCACUUCAGCCAUAUUUCUCAGUUUAUUUUUGAUAUUCUUCUAUUGUGUGGCGCGCAGUGAUGUUCGGAAUCAAUGGAGCAUGUUCAGUUGCCGUAAUUUCGGCCGUGGACAAUGUUGCCGCACCCGAAGUGUGUCAGACACAAAAGAUUCGACCAACGGUCCAGUGGUUACAUACCAAAAUACUACGGGAACACUUCGAUCGUCAUCCCGUUCAAAUAGUCAAUGCUCGAAAAAUCGACCGCCAAGCAAUGGUAUGCUGGGAAAAGCGUACGAGCUGAAUACACAGACGCUCAAUCGAGCCAAUAGCCCGAAUGGUGCGAGCAAAAUUGGAAAUGGCCAUAAUGUAAACUUAGUUUUAAUGCAUCGCCAGCAGUUCAUGUCUGGUUCGAUGACUGGGCCCGCUUCUGAGGUUGGCAUCGACAUGUUUUACAAUCCAAAUCAAAUAAAUGUCGCCCGAAAGUUCUUUAAAAAACAAAAACGACUACAAAAACGCAAUAAUUUCGAACUGCAACGAAAUCGCGAUGUGGAAAGUAUGAGCGAUGCUUCGUCGAUGGUAUCGUAUCCUCGGCAACAGCCGAUUUCCAUGUUCAGUUCGAACAGUAAGGUGAAUAACACAAAUAUUCAUGUUGAUCCGAAGAAUUUCACUGAUAACUCAUUCAGCAAAGAGAGCAUCGGUGCGAUUAAUGCCGAUAUUUCUGGCAAGUCGACAAAUUUAAAUCCAAACAUUUUGUCAGACAGUUGUAAUGAGAGUGAUUUGGUGGACACCGACCGUAUUAUCAUUGGUGCGGAAAAUCUACGUGCCAUCACACAAAAUCGAGCGAAAAUCAAUAAUACGGCCGUUCAGUCGACAUCACAAAUGGUUGCAAAUAUCUAUACAAAUAUUCCGGAGACGAUACAGCCGCAACAUGAAAUCGUAACGAUGCGAGCCGACGAUAAGUACGGCAAACAAAAACCGAUUUUCGAUGAAGAAGAUGAAAAUAUUGAUGAUAAAACAUCGCUAAUCGCUGCUAAUGAAUUGCAAGAAAAUCUUGAAACCGAGCCAUUGUGCAACGAUUCAAAUCCAACCGAUACAUCGAUCGAUGAUCAAUCGGUGAAAACGUUGCCGACAUGCAUCGAACGGUCGGCCAGUAGCCCAAUCAAAGCAAUGAAUACAAUUGGUUUGCCAACCAUUUCCGUCACCGAUUUGAAUGACAGCUUCGAUCAUACCAAUUCAAGUCGAUGUGAAGAGAGCGAUUUACUGCUACUCGAUCCAAACGAAGAGUAUAUCUCAACUCCACUGGAGAUUUCAUCACAGCCACAAGAUUUUUUGUAUCCGAUUCGAAAAACCAAAUCGCUGUGCAAUGUGGCGCCCGAUGAUGAUUUCCCAGUGAGUUCAAUAGAGAGUCAAACGCGAAGUAUUUCAUGUACAAAUAUGUGCUUGUUUGGUGCGCCGACGAUACAAGGUUUUGCAUCGGUAAUUAAUGAAUCAUACCCAGCCAGCAGUAGUCCGGUGUUGAUAUCGCCGAGCCUUUGUGAUAUUAACGAAAUGGUGCAGCCAAUUCUAUCACCUCAGGUGAAGCCAUCCACAUCAAAUGGCAUUGUGCAUAGUUUUCAAAAUCGUCGCAUCCAUCUCGAGAGCACACCCGCUGGCAGCGAGAACAGUUUGUACUUUGAACGGAAUGGAAUAUCACGUCAUUUCACAUCGAGCCCAACAUGUGAAAGUGAUAUCAACUAUCAAAAUUCCGAGCUAAGCAUACGAAGUCAUGAGUUGUAUGCGCCGCAGCCAGAUAAUGAUCUCAAUUUGACGCUAACGGGAGAUAGUUCACAGUUUUUCGCUUAUCAACCGUCGGAAAUCAGUGAUUUUGAUUUGGACGAUGAUUUCAGCGGGCAUCUACGAUCUCGAGCCGAGGAGCGACUACUCGGUAGUGGUGGCAAUACGGCGGGCAGACGCACCGCAAUCGCUCCCACCGAAUCGGAUAUUGAAAAUGAUGAGAAUGAGGAUAUUUUAAACGAUAGCCAGUCGUCAAUAGACGAACUGUAUCAGCAAAUCACAAGAGGCUCAGUGCGAAAAGCACCCAUUCAUAAAGUAGAGGUCGAAGAAGAGGAGAGCAGUCAAAGCAGUGUUAUUUCAUUCGUUGAACCAUCCACCGAACAACGAUAAAAAAUGCUUUAUAUAGAUUGCUUUGUUUUUUUGUUUUUAUACAGCUUUGCCAAUUCCUUCCGCAGCAUAGAUCAAUUUGUUCGUAACAAGUCUAACACUUCCGCAGUUAUAAUUUGCCAAGAAAUUAUUAUAUACUUCCAUAUGCCAUUUUCAAUUAUCCAAUUUUAUUGAGAACAAUCUAUUUAUACACAGAAAAAAAACAAACACACACGAUCGAUUAGGUUUAAUGUGUCGUAUUUAAGAAACCGUUUUUUUCGAAUCAUAUAUUUAAGUAUUUAUAUUAAAUACUAACGUUUAGGUGUUGAUCGCAUGAAGCAUAAUUGUAGAAACUAUUUACAUGAAACUGAGAGAACAAAAAGUUAGAAAGAUAGAGAAAAUAAUAUUGGAUAUUGCCUAUUAUAUAAAUUCGAUUGCAUACAACGAACACACGUCAAUUUUAUAACACGGAAGCUAUUUUAGUGUUUGAGACAGAAAAGAAAGAAAAAAGAAAUUGCGCUUUGAUUCGCUUUAGAUGUUUAAUAUUUAACACUUUAUUUAUUUAAGUUAGACUUUUCAGUUCGAUAACAAUCGCAUUAAUAAGGACUUUAGACAGAUAAUAAUUUUCAUUUUUUUUUAAGUCGCAGCUAAUAAUUCAGUUUACUCAGUCAGACAGCUACAGAUAUUUUUUUUCUAUUUGAGUAUUUUGAUCGUGAACAUAUGGAACAUCUAUUUCUGAACUGACCUCUCCAAAUGAUAAUAAUUAUUAAAUACAAAAAAAAUGAGAUUCCCCAUCAUUUCGUUUUCAGUUCAGUUAAAUUGAGUUGAAUUUUAAAGACUGUGUAAUCAUUUUCAAUGCAAUAAAAUAAAACGGAUAAGUUGAAAAAAAA